This is a messenger RNA of Populus trichocarpa (black cottonwood), 3144 nucleotides long. RefSeq lists its product as uncharacterized. Bases 894 to 2780 code for a protein of 628 amino acids. The transcript has 5 exons. Lineage: Eukaryota; Viridiplantae; Streptophyta; Magnoliopsida; Malpighiales; Salicaceae. The record is from RefSeq and is a predicted model, not a curated record.
AAUUACAGUCCCAGGCUCCCAGCUCCUCUCUUUUCUCCCUCUUUCUUGCGCCGUUGGCCACCCUCAACCCAACCUCUCCUCCGCCUCCGCCUCCGCCUCCAAAAUCCCAUAAAACGAUGCGUUUUUCCAAGGUCAGCGAGUAAUAAAAAAAUGCACCGUUAAAAAGCCCCCCUAGGGAGAGAAAUCCAUGAGAAAAUGCAUGCAUCAACGACAACAAUCAACAGAGCAGCCAUUUUCCACCGCCUGCGCACUUUAGCUUCAUCAGUUAAUCCUCUUGGUUCUGAUCGCCAUGUUCAGGUUCAUGGAAUCAUCCUCCUCUCACUGAGUUAAUUCGGUUUUAUAUUUUAUUUGUUUUCUUAAAUUUGAGCUAUUAAUUUUGGUUAAUCACGCAUUUAAAUUCUGUAAUCGAGUUCAUAAUUCCUUAUCUAGGGCUAGAAAUUAUAGGAAAAAUCAUAUUUUUAAAAAAUGUCGUUUAUAACUGUAAUGCAAAAAAUAAUAAUUAAAGGGUUAGGGUAGUAGCUCAGUGAGUGUAUUUUACAGUAUAGAUAGGUUUUAGAAGCAUAAGCUUUCAGCCAAGCAUUCAUAAGAAGCAGUUCUGCCGUUCUCUGUUUCGCUCUUCUCCUGCGGCCCUCACCUUUUAUGCCUCUUUCCUUACACGAUCAGACUAGUUGAGGAAAAGAAAAAGAAAGAAAAAGAUUAAGAUAUUAGCAUUGGGAAGUUUUCUUUGCUGAUCCCUAGAUGAAUUAUUAAAAGAUUAUAUAUAACCAGAACUGAUUGGAUUAAACCUUCCCAAUCUAGGGUUAAAAACCAUGUCACAAGUCCUCCACAUUGCCCGUGAAUGAUGAUCCAUCACAAUACCUAACCUUAAUUCUGUUCCUGUUGCAGAAGUCUUCAUGUUGAGGUUUUUGACAACUGGAAAUAUAAAAAAAGUUACGGUGUUGAUUUUUGGUAAACAGAAAAGUAGUGAUCAAUUAUUGGAAGUAAAAGAGCAUGGGACAGUAGUUUCAGUUUGUUUGCAUUUGCCGCAAUUUAGAAAUUACUCGCAGUAUAGCUUUCCAAGUAGAGAGUAUUCGUCAUUUGCAUUGUGCAAUAUUAAAGAGCAGUUUGGCCGUAGGUGUUUUACAAGGAAUUAUUCAUUUACAAGUGAUGCGGUGACACACAAUGCCCAGCUUGCCUGGAAAAGGCUAUUUAGGAAAGGUUCUGCUAGUGGCUGGAGUUUUCCUCGGAUAAGUAGGAUAGCUCAAGCAGUUAGCUUGGCUUUGACGCGGUCUCAGUUGGUGGUCCCAAGUGCUUUAGUGUUGACAUGUGGGCAGGUGGCAUGGGCACAAAGAACAUUGGUGGAACCGGAUUAUUAUCCUGGUUCUUUGUAUAUGCGUGCACAAGAUGGGCAUGCUUAUGUGACGUCGUUAGUAUCUGCUAUUGUAGAAGCAUUUGUGUUGUUAGUGAGAGCUAUAUAUUUAGCAAUUUUGUUCUCACCCAGCUUGUUGAUGGCUCCAUUUGCUGAUUCUUGUGGGCCAGAGUUUAGGAAAAUGUGGCUUCAUGUUGUUCAUCGGACACUGGAGAAAGCAGGUCCAGCAUUUAUAAAAUGGGGUCAAUGGGCAGCUACCCGACCGGAUCUAUUUCCUAGAGACUUAUGCACCAAGCUUUCAGAGCUACAUUCUAAAGCUCCUGAACAUAGUUUUGCGUACACGAAGAAAACUAUUGAAAGAGCAUUUGGUCGCAAACUUUCUGAAAUUUUUGAGGGUUUUGAAGAGGUUCCUGUAGCAUCUGGAAGUAUUGCUCAAGUGCAUCGGGCCUCUUUGAAAUGUCACUACCCUGGGAAAAAACAGACAAAGCCUACGGUGGUUGCUGUAAAGGUUAGACAUCCUGGUGUUGGUGAAUCAAUUAGAAGAGACUUUAUGAUAAUAAACUUGGUUGCAAAGAUAUCAACAUUUCUUCCAGCUUUGAAUUGGUUGAGACUUGACGAGAGUGUGCAACAGUUCGCUGUUUUCAUGAUGUCUCAAGUUGACCUUGCAAGGGAAGCUGCACAUUUAAGCCGCUUUAUAUAUAACUUCCGAAGGUGGAAGGAUGUUUCUUUUCCGAAGCCUGUUUAUCCACUUGUGCAUCCUGCUGUUUUGGUGGAAUCGUAUGAGCAAGGAGAAAGUGUCUCGCAUUAUGUAGAUGACCUUGAAGGGCAUAAUUGGAUUAAAACUGCACUUGCGCACAUCGGGACUCAUGCACUUCUCAAAAUGCUUCUGGUGGACAACUUUAUUCAUGCAGACAUGCAUCCUGGAAAUAUCCUCGUCCGGGUUUCUCCGAACAGUUCUCGGAAACGGCUCUUUAAAUCAAAGCCUCAUGUUGUUUUCCUCGAUGUAGGCAUGACUGCUGAACUUUCUCAGGGUGAUCGUGUGAAUUUGAUUGAUUUUUUUAAAGCAAUUGCCCGCCGGGAUGGCCGCACUGCAGCAGAAUGCACACUAAGAUUGUCAAAGCGACAAAACUGCCCAAAUCCAAAGGCCUUUAUAGAGGAGGUGGAAGAGGCAUUCACAUUCUGGGGUACCGCUCAGGGUGAUCUAGUCCAUCCUGCAGAGUGCAUGCAGCAAUUACUUGAGAAAGUCAGGCGUCACAGAGUUAAUAUUGAUGGCAAUGUUUGCACUGUCAUGGUCACAACUUUGGUUCUUGAGGGAUGGCAGCGUAAGCUAGAUCCAGAAUACAAUGUGAUGCAGACAUUACAAACACUGCUUCUUCAAGCUGACUGGGCUAAGUCUCUUUCCUAUACAAUUGAUGGGUUGAUGGCCCCAUAAGCAGGUUUUUCUUUUCUUUUUUUGCGAUGCUGUUUCUAAAAUAACAAAUUUGACAGUCCAAGGACUCGGAAAUUAUUACAGUUUUAAGAAAUAACAAGAGUAGGCCAUUUGUUUUCCCUAGAAAUCUCCAGCAUUUCCGUUUUUUUCCAUGAAAUUUUGUCCUUUUGUAUUUAUUGUGCUGAAUUUAACAUAUCAUUUCCCCCAGCACACAAAAUGAUGAUGAGGACGGGGCAAGAAAGGAAUGUAAUAAAGACUUGACAUUCUAUUCUUUACUUUAGUUUUUCAUUUCAUUGUAAAUUUAGCCUUUUUUCCCUUCCCUCUUGAGGAACUAAAACAAAAAAGAAGUAAAUCAUUUUCAAUUCAA